Lachancea sp. 'fantastica' is the source of this 1500-nucleotide messenger RNA. Lineage: Eukaryota; Fungi; Ascomycota; Saccharomycetes; Saccharomycetales; Saccharomycetaceae. The record is from the annotation of a GenBank genome assembly.
AUGGCAGAAACCAGUUCGGAUAAGCUGGAGACAAUUCAGCGUGAAAACGAAGACUUUUCGGUGUUUGAUACGUUCACAACACCGGAAAAAGUGGCACAAUUGGCCAUUCUUGGCAGCACUGUUCAUGUGGCAUUUUUGAAGUUUGCACAGAGUGAACAAGACCUUGAACUCUUUCAUAGCAUGCUUUCCACAAGCGUGGCUAUUUUGAUCGGUCUCGGAGUUUCUUAUCGAACAAGAAUUUCAAAUAACGGUCUCUAUGGCUCAUUGCCCGUGCGAAAAGCUGAAGUUUUGCCAAGCUUCAACGUUUUGUACUUGCUAUAUUUGCCUACAUUUCUCUCGCUGCUGUUUGCACGGGAGCUUACGAUUCUGAACCUUGCUAUGACGUUUAACUGUGCAGAAAUGGCCCCAUACAUGCGUCUACCAAUCCAAGCCAUCAUGGUCUUGAUCAAUGAUCAACACCACGAAAAGUUUGAGGUACUCAAGGCAUUGGGUCUCAACUGUUUUUUGGCUUUCAGUCUCGAGAAAGUGGGCCAAUUGAAGAGCUUCGAUCGUGUUGAGUGUAAUCUUUUUAGUAUCGCUCUAACAAACGUGCUGUUUCUCAUUGACUCUUCUGAAAUCUACUUCCAAGUCCUGAAAAAUGUCCUCAUUGGGUUCUUGGUUGCGAUGGGCGUCAAUUACCCGCUUAUGAAGUUGUUGUCAAGAUGCAAUACGUAUCUGAGGUCUGCUGUUCUUCUUAUCACAUUUGUAUGUGUUUUUCCUCUCACUGUGAUCCACAAUUUCCAGAUCAACGGUGAGAACCCAGCUGUUUGGCUUAACUAUUACAUCACAUCCUCAUCAACCAGAAUCAAAAUCACUCUCAGUUGGCUUGUUGGUCUCCUCUUAUUGAUUCCCAACAUCAUGAUCUUCAAAUCAAACUUCUCCCUCAAUUCUUCCCGCAAAAUCUGGCAUUUCAUCGUCCUCAUGCUCAUAGUCCCACCGCUCAAGGCAGAUCCGGAAUUUGUCAAAAUAGCGCUUGCUGGUACUAUGGUAUCGUUCCUAGCAGUGGAGUAUUUGAGAUAUUUGAAGCUAGCCCCAUUCGGAGAUUAUUUUGACUCAAAGUUGAGAUCGUUUGCCGAUUUCCGCGAUGAACGCGGGCCCAUCAUCAUAUCAUAUAUUUAUUUGGUAAUCGGUGUGGCAUCACCCAUUCUCAUCAAUGGGUCCAUGGUCGGUGUAAUCAGCCUGGGCUUGGGAGAUUCAUUGGCUUCUAUUGCCGGCAACAGAUGGGGUCGUCACAGAUGGCCAGGCACAAAUAAGACCUUUGAAGGAACACUGGCUUUUGUUGUAGCUACCGCCUUCUGCAGCUUGUCAUUCAAGCACUUUUUGGGAGAAUUCACAGAUGUUUCCUACCUCAAGCUAUUGUCUAUAUGUCUGUUUUCGGGACUUCUGGAAGGCAAUAGUGUACUCAACGACAACUUAUUAAUCCCAGCAUUCAUGCUAAUCGUCCGUGAAAUCUUCAAAUAG